Messenger RNA from Rhea pennata, 4211 nucleotides. RefSeq names its product zinc finger protein 770 (gene ZNF770). The transcript has 2 exons. The coding region runs from base 259 to 2394 and encodes 711 amino acids. Lineage: Eukaryota; Metazoa; Chordata; Aves; Rheiformes; Rheidae. The record is from RefSeq and is a predicted model, not a curated record.
CUGCGGCGCGGGUUUCCCUGCGUCCCGGCGUCUCGCUGCCAUCCGGGGGGAAGAGAUUAGGCAGCAGCAACCUCGGGAGGGAUGAGGAAGGUGGUGGUGCCGUGGCUGCUUCUCCAGGGACCUGUGGGAUUUAAGAGUAUCUCUUCUGAGAAAGUCUGCUGCUUCUACAGCCUUCUGUCUUAGUGUGGAAUUGAUGAUUUCACUUGAAAUAUUUAUCUGAAGAAAUUAACAAUAGGCAAGGUGUAAUUGUUCUUAAAAAUGUUAAAAGUUCAGCAAUGUGUAACAGCUAAUAGGAUACCUAGGAAAAGACCAUAUAUUUGUGACAUUUGCUAUAAACAAUUUGAAACUCCAUCAAAAUUAGCUAGACAUUAUCUGAUACAUACUGGUCAAAAGCCAUUUGAGUGUCAUGUAUGCCAUAAAACAUUCAGACAGCUAGUUCAUCUGGACAGGCAUCAGUUAACCCACAACCUGCCUUUUAAGUGUAUUGUAUGUCACAGAAACUUCAAAAACUUGAUCACUUUCUUUAAACAUCAACAGCUUCAUAAUGAAACUCACCAGAAUCAUAUCAAGCAAGCAGAAAAGUCAGUGGAUUCAAAGCAAGAUAAGGUCUUUUGUGGCAUAUUUCAGUGUUCUGUGUGCUGGAAAUCUUUUACGAGUGAAGAGAAGUGGAUGCUGCAUCAGUGCCCAAAGGCAGAUCAUCUACGUAAUACCAGAAGGAGGAAGAAAACUCAUGCUUGUGAAUCAUGUAACAAGACAUUUCCAUCAAGAUCUAAGCUACAAAGACACUUUCUUAUUCACACUGGCCAGAAACCAUUUAAGUGUUCUUCAUGUGGUAAAUCUUUCAGACAGUCAACACACUUAAAAAUUCAUCAGCUCACACACACAGAAGAAAGGCCUUUUCAGUGUUGUUUUUGUCAGAAGGGGUUUAAAAUACAGAGCAAACUUGUGAAGCACAAGCAGCUCCAUGCCAGAAAUAAGACUUAUCCCAGUAUUAUAUACAAAGCAAAGAAUCCUAAAUAUUCCAGGUCACAAAACUCAUUGGAAGGAAAGAGGGAUAGUUUUGAGGAUGCUGAUACUUGCGAGUCUCAAGAGAAUGACCUCUGUGAUGCUCACUCUAUUUAUAUUGUACCCUAUCAGUGCCCGGUGUGUGAGCAGUGUUUUGAAACAGAACAAGUUCUAAAUUUGCACAGAUGUUUUUAUCUGAGAGAUGACAAAAGUUCAAGUAAUGGUUCAAAAGCAUGCAGCCGCAAAGUCAGCAUGAAAAAUAAAAUUUUGAUGAAGCUGAAGCGUGCUGGUGAAAAGGCAUCAAGUUCUUCUCUGCCUGACAGAAAAAGAAUUAAAUCAAGUCACUUGAGAAGUCAUGACCUGACUGCAGCUAGAGAUCAGCGUUCUGAUCAGAAUGCUUCUGCUAAACCUUUCAAAGAUUGCCACAGCAAGCUUGUCAUGCACAAGGCAAUUAGUAAUAAGAAAAGAAUAGCGUUCCCUUUGCCAUUACCUUGGCAAGAGCACCUACAGCCUCACCAAUUAGGAAUUAAUUUAAAAGAUAGGCGUACUGGUGAAAGAAUGUUAAACAUCAAUGAUUCAGUGCACAAUAAAGAUGAUGCUUUUUAUGGUUCAUCACAUGAUGGUUUCUUUGAUAAUCCAGAAAUUCUUCACUGUGCUUUUUCAACGUCUACUAAAAAUAUACAUAACAGACACAAAGUGUGUAAAUGUGACAGAUGUGAAAAAAUCUUUCCUUCUUCAUCCAAACUUCAAAGACAUUAUCUUAUACACACAGGACAGAAGCCCUUUGGCUGUAAUGUUUGUGGGAAGACAUUUAGACAGUCAGCUCACUUAAAACGACAUCAGCUCACCCAUACUGAAAAGAGACGCUGUAAAAGCCCCGUUUGCCAUGUGAAAUUUGAAAAUCUGAACAAACUUUUCAGUCAUCAGGGAGAUCACAUUGAAUUUAAGUCUUCUCAGCCUGUGAGUUAUUCUCAAAGACCUUCACAGGCAUCUGACUUUCAAGAUUUUGAGCUGAUUCAGUCAAACCAAGCAGCUGAAAUCAAAGUUGAAAUUGACUCCGGGGACUUUGUUCUUGAUACCAGCAGUAGAAACACACAGCCGUAUUUGUGUAGUAAAUCACUGGAAACAGAGGAGAGCGGUUACAGUCAUUGUUACGAUUUUUCUGUAGGCACAGAAAAGAGUAAAGUUAUUAAGAAACUAUAUCAAUGCAGUGUUUGCUUUAAAACUUUUAAAUCACCUUCUAAGCUCGAAAGACAUUAUCUAAUGCAUGCUGGUCAGAAGCCGUUUGAAUGUUCGGUUUGUGGUAAAAAUUUUAGACAGGCCCCACAUUUGAAAAGGCAUCACCUUACUCACUUUAAAAAGAGCUUAAAAAUCAGUUCAACUGAGUAGGAUAGCAACUCCUAGAGAAUUUUUUUCAUCAAAAAUGGACAGUGUCCCAUUAAGUUAUAUAUGAAAAUUUUUGAAUACAUAGUAAAAGUCUUCUACUGACUGAACAAUUGACUGAAAAGGAUUAUCUCUUAUCUUACUGAGAUGAUCUGAUGAAAAGUUCAUUUACUGUCUUCAAAACUGUUCACAAAAUUGUCCACCUGAUGUGAUGUAUUGAGAAAACCGUAAAAACAAACAAAAAAAAAAUGGAACAAAACAUUUUGCAUUUCUUUUCUUUAAAAUGAAUUUAUAAAUGCUCAUUGUUACUGCAUUAUUAGUGUUGCAGCAAUCUGCAGUGUUCCCUGAAUCAGGUACUUUAAAAGUUACACCUCUUCCCAGCUAGUAUUUCAUGGCAGGAUGCUGUCCAGUGAUACCUAUCAAAAAGUAAAGAUAAAAAGAUAAUUCCUGGCAUACAGGAAAAUGGUCCUUUUACUUCUGCUUUCCUGUAUGUUGCAAACAAAGAAAACUUGCUUUGUUUAGUUCAUGCUUUUUUGAAAACGUUAUUUUUAGACAGAGAAGAUUCAAAAAAGAAAAAAUUGAGGAAGCAGAAAAAGUCUAAAAAUAAAAUUGUUUAUGUGGUAAUAUAGAACAGUUAGUAGAGAAAAAUGUUUACUGCUCUGUAAUAUGUUUCGAAAUCUAUGGAUGAGGAAUUAGGUAAUUUUCCUUAUUUAUGAUACAGUAUGAGUACUGAAGGUGUAUGAUCAAUUGAUCAGUAGGAUCAGUUCGUCCCUUUCACCACUUCAUUAUUUCUGCUUUUUAAUACAGUUCUUACCUUUUCUAACUUUUAUGCCAGUUUACAGAAUACUGAAGUAUUUUGCUGCAAGAGGACAAGAAAUUAACAUUAAUAUUAUUGUACACAUUGUCUGUUCACCAAGUACUAGUCUGCUUUCCUUCUAGCAUGCAUAUUGCACCAGUUACAGAAACAGCUGUAAGAUAUGAUAAUAACUAUGACAUGCCGUUUAGUCAGGAAGUCAUAUUCUCAUUACAUUAAAUACAAGAAAGAGAAAACGACAUUUAGUUCAUAUUAAGAGACUCUGUAGGUAUACUUAGUUUCUGGUAAGUAAAGAGAGCUUUGCCUAUUGUGUCUACAGGCCCGGCAAAAGCUAUAAAGGGAACUUUAGUGGAACUUUAUUCAUUCUAAGUAAGAAACUUUUUUUUUCCUGUGAAAAAACUACCUUUUAGUAUGUUUUCCAUUGUUGUAUAACUUCUAAAUCACUGAAACACAAAAGUUUUUAAUUCUAAAUCUAAAUUAACAUAUCUGUAAGAUAUAUGGCGUUCUUUUCACUAUUUAAACAUACAUAUUUAUUUAAGUAAACUGUUUUUGACUUUUUAAUUUUUGAAGUUUUUUUUCUAGGUCUUGUGGCAUAAGCGCUAUAGUAUUUGAUAUAAAUGAAGUGGCAAGUGAAGGGAUUUUUUUAUUUUAUUUUCAUACAUGUGUUUCCCAUUUUCAGAGAGAUUUAAACGAGGAAAAUGGUUGGAAACAGUCUGUAGUUACGAUCUUUGUAUGACAGGCUAAUUCAGUAUCUUGACUAUAGCUUACACACUGAGAUUUUUUUCUCCCUAUGUGAAUUGUUUCAUAUUGAAAGACAGAAUACUGUAUAAAAUGUUUUGAAGGUGUAUUGUAGAGCUCUUUUAAAAUACUUGUAAUAAACUAUUUUAUUUAUAUUGUACUUUUAUUGUACACUUUAUGUGCAAAGUAGAGUUUUGAAACUGCAUAGCAUUCAAUAUGCAGAAAAGUUGAAGACUAGUUGUUAAAAUAACUAACACUUUGCAUGUUAGAU